AAAAGAAAGCGGGGGGAGGAAGGAGAAGUGAAGGGAAAUGGAAGGGAAGGAAAGGAAGGUCCCUAGAGAUCUCUUCUACCUUUUGCAGCUCCACUGGCAGCUCAGUGAGUGUGCAAACUAUUUCAGUUGUGGGAGAAGCUGCAAAGAGAGUUUCUCAGAACUUCAUCAUUCCGGACAACAGGAGGACAUUUUCGAAGAUUUUAACAAUUCCUAUUGCACUAAAAAUUAAGGAUGAUUAAGCCAGGGGUGGGGAGCAAAUUAUGUGAACUAAGGAACUUUAGACAGAAAGUUUGGAACCAGGAAAUCCACGUUGUUCCGAGCCAGAAGCCACUUUCUGGCCAGUGGUGCCCAUGCUGAUAUCUGAUGGCUUGGAAGUAGUGUUAGGACACUGAGUUACAUCCUUUCAGCCAGCAGGAGGAGAAAAGAACUCCAAGGAAGAGUUCAGAUCCCGCGGUUUUGAGAGCCUGAAGCAACAGACAGCAUCAGUGCCUUUUCAUCCUUGGGCCCUACGCAUGACGUUGAAGGACAUCAAAAGCAAGGAUGUUAAGUUUGCCAAUAUCCUGCACGCAGUGGGAGAAUUUGGCAAAUUCCAGCGGAGGCUGGUAGCCCUCACCUUCAUCCCCGGCAUCUUGUUGGCAUUCGUGCACGCUGAGCACCUCGUGUUCACAGACCAGGAGCACUAUUGCAACACCAGCUGGAUUCUGGCAGUGGGCCCCAACCUCUCAGAGUCUGAGCAGCUGAAUCUGACCCUUCCACGAGCACCCAGUGGUGGUUUCCAGAUGUGUCUCAUGUACUUGCCUGUGCCUUGGGACUUGGGUUCUAUCAUCCAGUUUGGCCUCAACCACACUGCUACAUGCCAACAUGGGUGGAUCUAUCCUAAAGCCAAAACUCGAUCAUUGAUCAGUGAGUUUGACCUGGUAUGUGGCAAAGAGCCAGAUGAGGAAAGCUUGAAGUCCAUAUCCAUGGCUGGCUUCCUGACAGGAUCUCUCAUCUUCGGGUUCAUAAAUCACAUGCUGGGCCAUUACCCUGCCAUCCUGAUGUCACUGCUGGGGCUGACCAUCUUCAACUUCGGGACAGCCUUUGUGAGGAGCCUUCAUCAGUAUUUUUUCUUCCGCUUCCUUGCCUCCCAAGCAGUGAUGGGUUACACAAUCAGCAGUGUGUGUUUAGCCAAUGAAUGUCUAGUGGACAACCACCGAGCCCAUGCCAUCUUCCUGGAGCACUGCUUUAUCUCUGUGGGUGUCCUCUUCCUGACGGGACUCAGCUACAGUCUUCCCCACUGGCGGCUGCUGUUCCUGGUGGGAGGAGCACCUGUGUUCCUGUUCAUCUUUUACAUCUGGAUACUCCCAGAGUCCCCACGGUGGCUGAUGAUGAAAAGGAAGGUGAAAGAAGCCAAACAGAUACUGUGCUAUGCAGCCAGUGUGAACAAGAGGACCAUUCCUUACAACCUCCUAAAUGAGCUGCAGCUGCCUGGAAAGAUGAUGACUGAGGCAUCUGUCCUGGAUUUUUAUUACAACAGGCACCUCCGCAAAGUGAUCCUGGUGGUGGGCUGUAUAUGGUUUACUGUCAGUUAUACCUAUUUUACACUGACCUUUAAGAUGAGAGACUUUGGAGUGAACGUUCACUUCAGGCAGGCCGUCUCUGGAAUCAUGAAGGUACCUGUCCAGCUGUGCUGCAUCGUAAUCUUUGAGCACAAAGGGAGGAAGUGGAGCCUGAUUGUGACUCUCACCCAAACCAUCAUCUUGUGCUGUCUCCUUUUGAUCUUCCAAGAUACAGAGCUGAAAUCCACCACAAUGUUGAUGUCCGUGCUUGGAGAGUGCAGCCUGACUACAACUUUCACUGUCCUGUUCAUCUACACAGCUGAGCUCCUUCCCACUGUCCUCAGGGCCACAGGGCUGGGGCUGGUGAUUCUGGCCUCAUCAGGUGGAGUCAUGUCAUGUGAGACAAUCAUCUACCAGAUCCUGUCCCUCCAGCCCAUCGUGCUCUGCUGCAUCUUAUCCUGUGUGGCCUUGUACUUCUCCUUCUUGCUGCCAGAAACACAAGAUCAGCCCCUCUCAGAUAGUCUGGAAUACUUCUCAAAGGCUAGCCUCCAGAAAGAGACGACCCAGAACUUUGAAGACACUUUUGGGAAAAGGAACAGUGAUAUCAUGGAGAUGAUGAUGGCGGAGGACUCAGCAUCUGAUGAUGUGUCUGAGGAAGCAGCAAAGAACACAGUUCUCAAUGCUAACAUUCUGAGGUUGGAUGCAGACAUUUCCUCCACCCCGGCUGUGGAGCCAUCUGCACCUGAGGAAGCUCAUGGUCAGGCUCCCUGAGGGCCCGGCGCCCAGACCCGCUUGGGUUGGAGUUGAGCGACUGGAUACAUUUAUGAAUUCCAGGCCCAGUCCAUGAGGCUGGCAGGGUCAGUCCUGCUCUGAAGCAAGC
Messenger RNA from Fukomys damarensis (Damara mole-rat), 2418 nucleotides. RefSeq names its product solute carrier family 22 member 14 (gene Slc22a14). The record is from RefSeq and is a predicted model, not a curated record. Gene Ontology annotation, cellular component: membrane. Gene Ontology annotation, molecular function: transmembrane transporter activity. Bases 513 to 2309 code for a protein of 598 amino acids. The transcript is spliced from 10 exons. Gene Ontology annotation, biological process: transmembrane transport. Lineage: Eukaryota; Metazoa; Chordata; Mammalia; Rodentia; Bathyergidae.